AUUCUUGUCAUUUCAUAUAUGUCUUCACAUCUAUUACACGGUAACAUUGUUUUAGAAUGUCAUCAAAUGACAAUGAUACAGUUUCUCUCACUAGUGAUCUUCCUCCCUCUCUUCAUAAAGAUGUGUUCACAUCAAAGCUUUCCUGGGAAGCUGAUAUAAUUGCAGGAAUUUACUUAAUAAUCACAGGAUUCGUAUCAAUAUUUGGAAAUGGAUAUGUGAUCUAUUUGCCAAUCAAACAGAAGGAAAAACUGAAACCUGCGGAACUGAUGACAGUUAACCUAGCAAUUUGUGAUUUUGGGAUGGCAGUUGGAGGUAAACCUUUCCUGAUCAGUUCUUGUUUUGCUCAUCGAUGGAUCUUUGGUUGGAUUGGCUGCCGCUGGCAUGGAUGGUCAGGGUUUUUCUUUGGAUGUGGUAGUUUGAUUACAAUAACAAUUGUAAGUCUGGACAGGUAUCUGAAAAUUUGCUAUUUACAAUAUGGUAUUUGGCUUCAAAGGUGGCAUGUCUUCAUAUGUUUGGGUUUUGCCUGGCUUUAUGCUGCAUUCUGGGCCACCAUUCCCCUAGUUGGCUGGGGGGACUAUGCUCCUGAACCUUUUGGUACAUCCUGCACUCUGAACUGGUGGCUUGCACAAGUCUCCGUAGAUGGGCAGGCCUUCAUUCUGAGCAUACUAUUUUUUUGCCUUGUGCUGCCAACAGCGAUAAUACUAUUCUCCUACGUAAAAAUCAUAGCCAAAGUAAAAUCGUCUGCCAGAGAGGUUGCACACUUUGAUUCAAGAAUUCGAAGUAAACAUUUACUGGAAAUGAAACUUACAAAGGUGGCGAUGUUAAUAUGUGCAGGAUUUCUGAUCGCUUGGAUUCCAUAUGCUGUUGUUUCAGUGUGGUCAGCCUUUGGUACUGCUGAUGCAGUGCCAGUUAAAGUUUCUUUCAUACCAACUAUGUUUGCAAAGUCAGCAGCAAUGUACAAUCCUAUCAUUUAUCAGUUGAUUGACUGCCGAUGUGGGAUAGCAAAGCUUUCUGGCUGCUUCAAAUUCUCAUAUUCAAAACCAUCACGCCAGAAAUCUCGGAUGUCCUGUACCUGCUCAGAGACAUCCAGGGCGCUGGCACCAGGGAAGCAACACACCAUUCUAGAGUCUUGUUCAUGGGAACAGAAACCCCUACCUGUGCCCUUGACUAUUGAGUCACCUACUACUGUCGCUCACCUGGACUUGAAGAUAAGAACAGUCUCAGUGAUUGGAGACUGUAAUUCCGUGGAAGAGAAUGAAACUCAGCUGGAGAGCUGAAGUUGGACUGAAGAAAUUGCUUAGAAACUUUCCUUACAACUUAUUAAUUGAUAAUCAACUUUUUCUGGACAGACCUCAAUUCGUGAAGACCAAAUUUUUUAAAAAAUGUCUUGAAUAGUAAUUAUACUGCUUUAUAGGUACCAACAUGGAAAACAUACUUUUGCCUGUAUCAAUCUUGAUAACAUCCUAAAAUUUAUGAUUUCUGGUGCAUUUCAGUAGAGAUUUAAUAUUUGCUUUCCCUGAGAAUGCUUAUCUAAACACAAUAACAUUCAGCAAUGACUAAUUCAAUAUUUUAAAGUGCAAAUAUUAUGUAUUGUAUUAAAUGUACUGAAUAGUUCUGCUUGAAGUAUGUUGAUGUAUUUUUUUCACACUUAUUUAACAUACAAUCUUAUUUAUUGAUGAUUUAACCUUCUAGAAAAGGACUAUUUGUGAUUGAUGGAACUGUUGUGAUGUUGUGAUUAAUGAUCAUCAAGUAAAUAUAUUUGAAGAGUAUUACUGAUUUUGUGAUAAUAUCUAGGAUGGUGCAAUGAACAAUGGCAUCAAUUUGUUUACAAUAUAUAAUUUUUUUUCAAUUAUUCCUUUUUCAAAAAUAGCAAAAUAAUAUCCAGAAUAUUUUUUCAGCUUACAAGAGUGAAAAGCUAUCAUAGUUAUGCACAUUUGUACUGUUUAAAUAGUAUCUUCAAAACGUAAUAUCAGAAGACAAAACUUCAAUCAUUCUUAAUA
This is a messenger RNA of Chiloscyllium plagiosum (whitespotted bambooshark), 2000 nucleotides long. RefSeq names its product opsin 5 (gene opn5). NCBI's taxonomy places the organism in Eukaryota, Metazoa, Chordata, Chondrichthyes, Orectolobiformes, Hemiscylliidae. Gene Ontology annotation, biological process: G protein-coupled receptor signaling pathway. Gene Ontology annotation, molecular function: G protein-coupled receptor activity. The record is from RefSeq and is a predicted model, not a curated record. Gene Ontology annotation, cellular component: membrane.